UUAGAGCGUAUAAAUAUUGCGGCAAAUUGCGACUAUUAAUCAUUCGACCCAUAGAUUCCAUCGAUAACACAAUUUGCUUUGGACAUCUAUACCAAAAUGAAACUCUUUAUUGCGUGCAUGUUGAUUGCCGCAGCGACGGCUGCAGUGAUUCCUGUCGAACAAGCCAGGCACCGUCGUGAUGUCUCCGAUAUCGCAAAUGAGUAUAUCCCACCAUUGGAGGAAGUUGGCGCUGAUGCUCCCACUGAGCACGUCGCCCAAGUCCCCACCACUGUAGGAGAAGAUGGUUACCGCUACAAAACAGUUCGUCGUCUAAAGUACCGUCAACGCCGCGAUGUCUCAGAGAUUGCCAACGAUUACCUACCCCCUUCGGAAGAGGUUGCAAGCGAAGCACCAGUUGAGGAAGUCGCCCAAGAUUCAGCCGUUCUCGGAGAUGAUGGCUACCAGUAUAAGACUGUCCGUCGCUUGAAGUAUCGUCAACGCCGCGAUGUCUCGGAGAUUGCCAAUGAAUACCUACCUCCAUCUGAGGAGGUGGCCACUGAGGUUCCAGUUGAGGAAGUCGCCCAAGAAACAGCUGUUUUAGGUGAAGAUGGCUACCAAUACAAGACUGUCCGUCGUCUGAAGUACCGUCAACGCCGCGAUGUCUCAGAGAUUGCCAACGAUUACCUACCCCCUUCGGAAGAGGUUGCAAGCGAAGCACCAGUUGAGGAAGUCGCCCAAGAUUCAUCUGUUCUCGGAGAUGAUGGCUACCAGUAUAAGACUGUACGUCUUCUGAAAUACCGCCAACGCCGUGAUGUCUCAGAUAUUGCCAACGAUUACCUGCCGCCUUCGGAAGAAGUAGCCACUGAGGUUCCAGUUGAGGAAGUCGCCCAGGAUUCCGCGGUUUUAGGAGAUGAUGGUUAUCAAUACAAGACUGUCCGUCGUCUGAAGUAUCGUCAACGCCGCGAUGUCUCAGAGAUUGCCAACGAUUACCUGCCCCCUUCGGAAGAAGUAGCCACUGAGGUUCCAGUUGAGGAAGUCGCCCAGGAUUCCGCUGUUCUCGGAGAAGAUGGUUACCAAUACAAGACUGUCCGUCGCCUGAAGUAUCGUCAACGCCGCGAUGUCUCAGAGCUCGCCAGUGAGUAUCUACCUCCAUCCGAAGAAGUUGCCACCGAGACUCCAGUUGAGGAAGUCGCCCAGGAUUCGGCUGUUCUUGGAGAUGACGGCUAUCAAUAUAAGACUGUCCGUCGUCUGAAAUACCGCCAACGCCGUGAUGUCUCAGAGAUUGCCAACGAUUACCUGCCGCCUACGGAAGAAGUUGCCACUGAGGUUCCAGUUGAGGAAGUCGCCCAGGAUUCCGCGGUUUUAGGAGAUGAUGGUUAUCAAUACAAGACUGUCCGUCGUCUGAAAUAUCGCCAACGCCGGGAUGUAUCCGAGAUUGCAAAUGAUUAUCUGCCCCCUUCGGAGGAAUUGGCCACUGAGGCUCCCGUUGAAGAAGUCGCUCAAGAUUCCACUGUUCUCGGAGAAGAUGGCUACCAGUAUAAGACUAUCCGUCGCCUGAAGUACCGUCAACGCCGUGAUGUCUCAGAGAUUGCCAAUGAAUAUCUGCCCCCUUCGGAGGAAUUGGCCACUGAAGCUCCAGUUGAGGAAGUCGUCCGGGAUUCCGCUGUUCUCGGCGAAGAUGGUUAUCAAUACAAGACUGUGCGUCGUCUGAAGUAUCGUCAACGCCGCGAUGUCUCAGAGAUUGCCAACGACUACCUACCUCCUUCCGAGGAAAUAGUUGCUGAGGUUCCAGUUGAGGAGGUAGCCCAGGAUUCGGCUGUUCUAGAUGAAGAUGGCUACCAAUACAAGACUGUCCGUCGCCUGAAGCUGCGUCAUCGUCGUGCCUUGUAAGUGCGCCAGCUGCUGCCUGCCUGGAUACGAUUAGAGCCCCACCAACUCCUAUUAGGACGUAAGUAAGGAACCUGUUUUGCCAUUAUUUAGCGAUUGAAAUCAACGAAAUAAAUCCAACGAAAAUUGUUAUAAUAUACA
Molecule: messenger RNA, 2007 nt
Organism: Drosophila virilis
Lineage: Eukaryota; Metazoa; Arthropoda; Insecta; Diptera; Drosophilidae
Product: probable serine/threonine-protein kinase kinX
Biological process (GO): negative regulation of protein sumoylation
Molecular function (GO): calcium ion binding
Source: RefSeq, a predicted model, not a curated record